This is a messenger RNA of Jaminaea rosea, 3671 nucleotides long. RefSeq lists its product as hypothetical. Gene Ontology annotation, molecular function: protein binding; phospholipid binding. The coding region runs from base 194 to 3577 and encodes 1127 amino acids. Lineage: Eukaryota; Fungi; Basidiomycota; Exobasidiomycetes; Microstromatales. Gene Ontology annotation, cellular component: cytoplasm; cytoplasmic side of plasma membrane; cell division site. The record is from RefSeq and is a predicted model, not a curated record. Gene Ontology annotation, biological process: cytoskeleton organization. The transcript is spliced from 3 exons.
CUUCAUUCCCGACCACUGGCCCCACGGCUCAUACCCCUAGCCAUCUUCCUCAAGAAGGCUGAGCAAGCUUGAGAUCGUCGAUCGUCGCUUGUGCAUCUUACGUCUCGAACUCAUUUGCGAUACGCUCUGGCGCGUUCAUCCAUCCCUUUCUCUUCCUCCUUUGACGACAAGGACCACUCGACUUCGCGUCGCCAUGUCAGCUCCACCACAAGACCAUCGCCGUGAUCGCUCACGUUCAAGCUCAGCAGCGUCACGGCGCUCACGCUCAUCGGAGACUAUGGGCCUCGAUGGUGGUGAGGCAGGGAGGAGAGCUGCAGCAGAGGACGAGUACAUUCGACGGGAGCUCCACCAGGACACAAGCAACUUCUGCAAUGCAUUUUGGGGGUCGGGGGACGCCGGAUACGAGGCGAUACAGCACAGGAUGAAGACGGGCAACAGGACGAUGGAUGAUGUGAGGGCGUUGUACAAGGAGAGAGCCGACAUCGAAGCAGACUAUGCCAAGCGCCUAGCAAAGCUGUCCAAGACGGCAUUGGGCAAGGAUGAGACAGGAGCAACUCGACAUGCUCUCGACGUGGUACGAGCAGAGCUUGACAUGACUUCCAGGGUGCAUGCAGACUUGGCUGGCAUGGUACGCAAGGACUUAGAGGGGAGUCUAGCAGACUUCCAAUCCAAAGUCAAUGCAGCUCGCAAGCAAUCAUCGGCUGCUAUCGAGAAGCUUUUCAAGAAUAAGCAAGCGCAAGAGAACUACGUCAACAAAUCUCGGGAACGCUACGAGCAAGACUGCAUCAAGAUCAAUGGUUAUACUGCCCAGUCGAGCUUGGUCCAAGGCCGAGACCUGGACAAGGUGACCUCGAAGCUGGACAAGGCCCAAAGCACCGUCGCAGCAAAUGAGAAGGACUACCAGAACUUUGUCCGCGCACUGAAGGACACAACCUUGCGGUGGAACAGCGAAUUCAAGCAAUAUCUCGAUCAAUGCCAGGACGUUGAAGAAGAGAGGCUCGACUUUAUCAAGAGUAAUCUCUGGAAUUACGCGAAUGCGAUCUCAGCGGUCUGCGUUGCGGAUGAUGAGGGCUGCGAGAGGGUGAGAGUCGCUUUGGAAAGCUGCGAUACGCCGUCGGAUGUCAUGGUCUUCAUUCAGCAGAGAGGAACGGGACCUGCUAUCCCGGAUCCGCCGGAGUAUAUCAACUACAGUAAAGGACAGCCUCCGCCGGCACGACCGGCGUACCACACGGCCAACUUCCAGCGCAACUCCACAAGGGUCGUGCAGCCUGUACCGCCUAGCCAGCCAUUCGUCCCGGGUGCAUCUGCAGGACGCACGGUGGGUGGUGGUGGACCGCCGCCAGGUGCUGGCAAUGGCAAUAGUGGAGACGAUGGUAUGGGCGGAGGCGGAGGUGGGGCAGCAGGGAUGCCUGUCUCUCUUCCUUCGGUCAGCGGCGACGGAUUCGGUGGUGGACCAUCAAUGCUGCGCGGCACGGAAGACGAAGGUCAGCCUCCUCCGCCUCCAGCCGCCUUCAAGCCUCCGCCUGGCAGCAUCGGCCUUCCUGGAAUGGCCGCUGCUGCGGGGCCAAGCAAGUCCGCCGACAACGUACCGUCCCCCGUCAAGGCUGAGCGUCGCAUGUCGACCAAAAAUUUCCUGGCACGCACACCGUCAAUCGCCAACAGGGACAGCGUCGGAAGCAUGGCCUCACCUUCAAACUCCGCAGCAAAGCCAUCGACCUCUGAGCCGCAGAUACCCACAUCAACGUCUGGGUCGGAGGAGGAAGAUCCGAUCGCCAAAGCUCUGGCCAAUCUCCGCAUGAGACCCAAUACCAAGAGUCCCAACCCUGCUACGAGCCCUCUGCCUCCCACUGCAGGGCCGGGCGGCGCUGCUCACUCUCAAGCUCAAGGUCGUCCCUCCUCACGUCAACAACAGCGCCCUGCCUCGAUCAAUGCCGGAUCAGAUCGACCCACGUCUCCAGCUCCAGGCGCGGCCUUCAUGCAAGCUCCCCCACGUGCCGCCUCCCCCUUGCCAGUCGAAGAGGUUCUAGGGUCGUACGGCCAGUCCUUCCCCGGAGAGCGACGAAGCAUCUCGCGUCAGAAUUCGAUGACUUCCGCACGCAGUCAACAAGCGCCGCUUUCGCCUAGUAAGUCGUCGGCGAGCAAUGUGCCCGGCAGAUCGAAGAGCCCUGUGCCUGGUGUGGACGGUUUCGCUGGAGUUGGGGCGAGAGGACGUAGCCCUAGUCCGCAGCCGUUUGGGAGGCCGGCGUCGAGACAGCAGCAUCACGGGCAACAGCAGCAGCAUAAGCCCUCAAAUGCGUCCACUGCGACGGCUCGCCCUCAUCAUCAUCAUGGACAUUCGCAAGCGCAGGGCCCGCCGCAGCGUUCCACUACUCCUCUGGGUAUCUCGCUGGAUGCGUCUGGCUCUGUCACGCACGACCAGAUGGCCCAAGAGUUCAUGCAAAGGGCAGGGAGCGUACCGCCUCCCCAGCAGCAUGCUACGCCGGUACCUCAGCAGCAGGGCUAUGCUCAGCCUCCACCGCAGCAGCAUCAGGGGUACGGCCAGCAGCCACCUGCUUCGCCCUAUUACCAGCCUCAUCAGGGCCAGCCUACGCCUCAACAGCAGCAGCAGCAGCCGCAACAUCAGCAGCGGACCAGCUCUUACCAUGGUGGUGGGCAGCCAGGCGGCUACGGUACACCCUCCGUGCCAGCGACGAGCAGCCAGUUCACGAUCACACCGAAUCACUACGCGCCCAGCCCUGCGCCUUCUCACGCUCAGGCGCCGUCGACGCAGAGCGGCUACUAUGCUCAUCAGCCCCAGCAGCAGGCUCGCCCACAUCAGCCUCCUCAGCAGCAGCCUCAACAGGCGUACGGAGCCGCUCCUCCCUUCAACCACCAGGAUUCAAGCGGGUCGCUCAGCCAGGCGAGUGGGUAUGGGUACGCUCAGCAUCAACAGCCGCAGCAUCAACAGCAGCAGCAGCAGCAGCAGCAGUACGGCCAUCACCAGCCGUCUGCUAGCCAGAGCUUCCCGACGAUGCAGCAAGGGGCACAGCAGUAUGGUGCUCAGCCACCUCAUCAGCAGCAGCAGCAUCAGGCGUACGCGCAGCACCAAGCGCAGCCGUCCUACCAUGCACAGCAACAGGGCCAUGCCCCCGCGCCUGCUCAGGCGGAGUCCCCUGCUGCGGCCUACAUGCACCAGUAUCAACGACAGAGCAUGAUGCAGCAGCAGCAGCCCCAACCCCAGCCCCAGCAGGCUCAACAGCAGCAGCCGCAGUAUGCCAACCAGGGCGCUCGACCCGCGUCAACAGUCUCGACUCAAUCCCAACAGCAAAUCGCGCGUCCCCCCUCGACGUCCUCAACGCCUGCCCCAACAGGCCAAUACUCGGACCUCUCGCAUCGCCCGAUCCUGUUUUACGUCAAGGCUCUGUUCGACUAUCAAGCGCAAAGCGACGAGGAAUUCUCCUUCACUCAAGGGGAUAUCAUUGCCGUCACUCAGACGGAUGCGGAUGGGUGGUGGCAGGGAGAGCUCUUGGAUGAGGAGAGGAGAGAGCCGGGGAGGAACUUGAUGCCGAGCAACUUCGUUACGUUGCUUGAGGGUUGAAAAGUGGACAGUAGGUCUGAUCGGGAGCAAGGAGGCAGACGUUUGUGCUUGCGAGUUGUGACUUUCGAAUUGCAAAUCAUAAUGCCUGCGAGAG